This is a messenger RNA of Nylanderia fulva, 3721 nucleotides long. RefSeq names its product minichromosome maintenance 10 homolog (gene Mcm10). Lineage: Eukaryota; Metazoa; Arthropoda; Insecta; Hymenoptera; Formicidae. The record is from RefSeq and is a predicted model, not a curated record. Gene Ontology annotation, biological process: DNA replication initiation; DNA replication. Gene Ontology annotation, molecular function: DNA replication origin binding; single-stranded DNA binding. Gene Ontology annotation, cellular component: nucleus; nuclear replication fork.
ACUGGCAGACAUAUGUAUAUUCAUACAACGUGUAAAUAGUGACACGUAGUAUUACUGUCCUAUAAAAUCUGUAAAUAAUGUGUGAAUACUUGUGAAUAUUUGUGAUUCAAAAAUGUUUACGUGUAAAUGAUUCUUAAUAUAGCAGCAAGGAAUAUUUUUAUCAAAUUUUCAAGUAUUAGAAAGUAUUAUAAAAAUAAUAGGAUUUGAAAUAUGGAGCAUGAGGACAGUGAUUCUGAUCUGGAUAUCUUGAAUAAUCUCAUAUCAAAUGAUAUUGAAGACACUGAUGUUGAAAAGAGUAAUAUUGAACAGUCUCAGCAUCCUGAACAGCCUAAUCAACCUAAAGAAUCUAAAUCAAUUGAACCAAAAAAGACUUUAACAGAAUUGCAGUUUAACUUCUUAGAUUCUAAGCCAUGUAAUGUAAAUAAUGAGGAUAAACCAAUUCAUGAGAAACUUACUGAUAGAUCUUACGAUGACAAGCUUGAUUCUUCGGAUGAUGAAGACAGACGUAAUUUUGAGGAGCAAAAGUAUUCUAAUUAUGGACGUGAGAUAAAGCAGCUAUUAAAAGAGCACUCUUCUUCUAAGACUGAACAACCUGCAAAAUUACAGCACAAUAAUAAUGGUUUUAAUAAUAAAAAUAAGUCUUUUGAUCUCAAUAAUAUAAAAAGUAGCAAUAAUAAUACUGUUCCAAAAGAUGUGUAUAGCGAUCCUUUUUUUGGAAUAAGAAUAAUUAAUCCUCUCAUAUCCUCUGCUGAAUUAAAAGAACGUAUGAAGGACAAGAUAGCUGUAACAAUAUCAAGAGUAAAAAAUCAUAUUAUUUCUGAUAAUGUACAUAAUGAUUGGGUAAUCGCCGGUGUUUUAAUCAAUAAGUCAGCCACAAAAACCUCGAUAAAGGGAAGUUCUUACUGCAUCUGGAAAAUAAGCGAUUUGUCCGACGAUUUGAAGACUGUAUCCAUUUUUCUGUUCAGUAAUGCCUACAAGCAGCUAUGGAAAACAAUCACUGGCAGUGUAAUAGGUAUUCUCAAUCCGAACGUGCUCGAGAGUAAGGACAACAUCGAUCAAGCAACUUUAUCAAUCGACAAUCCUUUGAAGCUGAUGAUCCUUGGUAGAUCCAAGGAUAUGGGUAAAUGCAAGUCGAUCAAGAAGAACGGCGAUUCUUGUACUUCUAUUGUAAACCUAAGUCGAUGCGAGUACUGUGUCUAUCACGUUAAACAGGAAUAUAAGAAAUGUACUCGACGAGCAGACCUACAGUCGAGCAAUAACACCUAUGGAUUCACCGGGGAUACGUUAAAACGUAUGAACAAGCAAACUGGUACACGAAAACCUUACAAUGGCCUGGCGCCAUUCGUACCAGUAUUGGCCAAACGCAAUGAGCAAUUAUACGAAAAGGACCGUGCUCGUCUGGAAUUACUAUCAAAGGCCUCUUCGAGCAGUGAUAUUAAAAAAACGAAAAGUGACUCGAAAUCAGAGAUCAAUGCUGUGGAUGCUAAGAAGAAGGAAAUGGCUGUGGAGCUGACGAACAAACAGUCGAGGAAAGAUUUUGAGCGACUCAAUAAAUUGAGAGGCUGGCAACCAUCAAAGCAAGUAAUAGUGCAAUCGACAUCCAAUGGACCAAUUCUAUGCUCCAGUCCGGUGCAAUCACAGGAAAAUAAUUAUACAAGCAAACCUAAAAACAAUCAUGUAGAUAACAAGAAUUUUUUGACCUCUCUGUCUUUAAACCCGCGACUGGGAGCGGGAUGUAAUCAAGGUACGAUAAAUUUCGAACCCAUCACCAAGCAACAAAUUCGUACCGCCAAGAUGAACGCGAUUAAGUGGGUGGAGGAGCAUGGAAAAAUCAAAGCAAAGAGUCCCAAUCAGAUGCGUUCGAAAGAGAAACUGUAUAAAAACGCGAAACGUCAGAGGGAGAAUGAUGAGCAGGAAGAACAGAAUGCGAAAAAGAUGAACAUGAGUAAACUAUUCAAAGAGAUGCUAGAAGCUAAGUCCUCGCAUACAGAUUUGAUCGAGAAAUCCUACGACGAAGAAAAGGAGAAAUACUUUGACAAAUUAGAAUUGAAGGAGAAGAUGGAAGAAAAGAUGUUGAACACUUUCAAGGUCAAUUGCAAAGCCGUGAAGUGUACAAUAUGUAAAUACACGGCCUUCUCGGCAUCGGACAUGUGUAAGGAGCAGAAACAUCCGUUGCGCGUGAUCGACGCUAUCAAGAGGUUCUUCAAGUGUGCCGAUUGUGGCAACCGGACUGUUGGUCUAAAUCUUAUGCCGUCAUACAGCUGCAACAAGUGCGGCAGCUCGAGUUGGACCAGGGCAGCAAUGAUGGAUGAGAGAAAGACCGUAAUUGCCACGGAAACUCUGUCCAUACGCGGCGCCGAGGAGAAGUUCAUGGGUUCGAUCGUGAAAGAUGCCAAUCUCAACCUUCUUGUUCCGGAUGAAGAUUAGUAAAUUCGACUCCCGCUAAUAGUUUUGUAUCUAAAUUAGUAAAUCGUGUCGUAUCGUAUUUGUAAAAUGUAAAAAAUGAUAAGACGGUGAUUGCUCGAAAUAUGUAAAUUGAUAGUGUACGUUUUGUAUACACUAAUACGAUGAAUGAUGUUUGUAUAACAUAUUAGAAACUCAAAUGACGAAAUUAUGCUACGAUAUAUUAAUUAUAUAUUUUUUUUUAAUAUUUGUCUGUAUUAUGUGGUAAAAAUAGAAAAUUUUAAGAUCACAAAUUGCUAUUUGAAUCGAAUGAUUAUCAUCGACUAAAAUUAAUUAGAGCGAAUCUUUUGCUUACCGCGCGCGAUUGAUUAUACUUAUUCCUAUAUAUUUUAUAUCUUAGAAUCUACAAAUGCAAAACAUUUGAUAUCCUUUUGUUUAUUGUCAGUAUUAUCAAUUUUCUUUUCUUUUUUUUUAAUUUAUGAAAAAUGUACAAAUAUAAAGAAAUCCUAAGAGUGUAUCUCUUGCACAUUUCCGAAAUGAAAUACAUCGAAUUCUCUCCGUCCGAAAUGUACACAACGGGCAGAAAUGUUUUGAUAUACAACCAGGUACAACAAUCGUAUAAAAAACAUUGUCAUCUCGAUUACGUUCUUCACUAAAUUACGUUUGAGGUUUAUGUUUAGGCUGAGUAGAAUCAUUAUUUCCGUUCCCGUUCGAUAGAGCUUUCUCAUACGAAGGUAUCUGUUUUCUCACGAUAAAAGUAGCCCGCGUUCCUUUCCUUCAUACAAGAAAGAUACGAACUAUGUAAAAAGAUAAAUAUCAACAAAUUUCUAAAUAUGAAGAACUGUAAUUGGGGUCCGAAAGCAUCGCAUUGACAUACGUUACCAGAUCAAUAUCAUAUACACAUGCAAUAAUGCAUUUGAAAACAAUCUGAAUGGAUUUUCCGCGACGUGUUAUGUCAAUAUAAUAACUCCGGACAUUAAUAACUAUCUGUUUGUAUGAGAAACAUAGAUUGUAUUUUUUCACUCAUGUACUGUUUAAUAUCCUAUGGUUGUCCACAAUUCUAUUCGGCAUUGUAUAUUACGAUGACAUGUUACUCUCUUCCUUGUAUAUAAAACUUCGAGUAAAACAUGCGUGAAAAAAGGAAGAUUAGAAAUAAUGGUUAUUCGAUCCACUUUGGAAUAUUACUUAUAAAUAUGAUAAUUAUAAUUAUUAUUGUUCCAAAAACUUUUAUUAUUUUUUUAAUGUGUAACCGAUUUAUCAUAGCUGUCAUAUAUUUUGUAUAUACAUGUAUAAUUUUUUAAUUCCCCUCAAAAACGAG